GCACGCGAAGAGGCUCUUAUGCCGUUUGAUCGCCUGUCACCGCUCCCCACCCCCACGCCACCCUGAGAGGAACCGGACCCUUUCCGCGUGUUGGACUUGUCUGUCUGAGCAUCACCUCUUCCCGGCUCCAUGGGGACCACAGAAGCCACACUCCGUAUGGAAAACGUGGAUGUGAAGGAAGAAUGGCAGGACGAGGACUUCCCCAGGCCUCUCCCGGAAGAGAACGGGAUGGACUCGCGGGGCGGCCCCCCCGGAGACGCUGCUUCGCCCCCAAAUACUCUGAACUUCAACGGGGCGCACCGUAAAAGAAAGACGCUUGUGGCUCCGGAGAUCAACAUCUCCCUGGAUCAGAGCGAGGGCUCUUUGCUGUCCGACGACUUCCUGGACACGCCGGAUGACCUGGACAUCAACGUGGAUGACAUCGAGACACCUGACGAGACGGACUCCCUGGAAUUCCUGGGCAAUGGCAACGAGUUGGAAUGGGAAGAUGACACCCCCGUGGCCACUGCCAAGAACAUGCCGGGGGACAGCGCUGAUCUGUUCGGGGACGGCGCCGCGGAGGACGGCGCUGCAGCCAACGGGCGCUUGUGGCGGACGGUCAUCAUCGGGGAGCAGGAGCACCGCAUCGACCUGCACAUGAUUCGGCCGUACAUGAAGGUGGUGACCCACGGAGGGUACUACGGUGAAGGCCUCAACGCCAUCAUCGUCUUUGCGGCCUGCUUCCUCCCAGACAGCGGCGCCCCGGACUACCACUACAUCAUGGAGAACCUCUUCCUGUACGUCAUCAGCAGCCUGGAACUCCUUGUGGCGGAGGACUACAUGAUCGUGUACCUGAAUGGCGCCACGCCCCGGCGGAGGAUGCCCGGCAUCGGCUGGCUGAAGAAGUGCUACCAGAUGAUCGACCGCAGGCUGAGGAAAAACUUGAAGUCCUUAAUCAUUGUCCACCCCUCCUGGUUCAUCCGCACGGUGCUGGCCAUCUCCCGCCCUUUCAUCAGCGUGAAGUUCAUCAACAAGAUCCAGUACGUGCACAGCCUGGAGGACCUGGAGCAGCUCAUCCCCAUGGAGCACGUGCAGAUCCCAGACUGCGUCCUGCAGUACGAGGAGGAAAGGAUCAAGGCCAGGAGGGAGAGUACAAGACCCCUGCCAGAGUUUGUCCCACCCGGGUCUGAAGAGAAGGCGGAGACUGAGGCAGCAGCUGUGGCCACAGAGGCAGAGGUGGCAGAGAGCAGGUGCCUCCAGGCGGACCCUAGCCGUCCACCUUCCCAUGAGCAGCUGCGUGCAUCCACGUGUGCUGGACAGAUGGACAAGCAGCUCACACCUCUUUCCUCACCCGCAGCUCAGCUCCCAUCCGAGGAGGGCAGGACACAAGCAUGUCCUGAGGUGAAAUGAGCGCGGAGAAGGACACGCAUGGAGACUCCAGGUGCCAAGACUCAUCUGUCGACUGCCCUCUGGCCCAAACUCAUCCCUCCUCACCCCGACUUUGAUCCCGGGAUGCCAGGCUCUCCCACCCGCCUCUCAAACCCAGUGUCCUUUUGAGCUGCUUGAAAACAAUUCCCCCCGUCCGCUCAGUAUUAGCGCGUUCCAGAAUAGGACCCCCGUGCACCCUCAUGAACUCACGGCCCAGAAAACACAAAAAGGGCUGAAUCUGCAUCCAUGGUGGCCUCUGUCCCUGCUCCCACCUUUGUGGCCUCAGACACCUCUGACUGUCCCAGCUGACCCCUGGCCAGUGCUGGCCCCCAGGUCCUGGUUGAAGACCCUUCUCUUCUUCAUCAUCCAGCCCCAGGUCGGAGCCACAGAUGCCUCCUGGCACCCUGGCCGCCUCUGGUUUGUUCCUGUGCCUUUCCUACCAGAGGGGCUCCAACAGCAACUUGGCUCUGCUCGGAAAGCCCACCUCCAACUUGGACCUCAUGUUCAAAAGUCACGUUCACCUCUAAGAACACUCACCCAUUUGGAGCCCACAUCACAGGCGGAGUUGCUGCCGACCAUCACACAACCACACCCCUUGACCCAGAACCCUCUCCACCUCCUGAGCGUGGACUCCACGCCAAAGGACAAUCAUGACCAAGACCUCCUAUCCAGGGGACAAGCUCUCCCAAGCCCUCCAGCCCCACCGCACGGGCAUCUUGCCAGGAGCUGACGAUGAGAAGCCGGCUCCUUCCAGAAGGGAGGAUCUGGGAAGAAGAGAUAACAGGGUAUUGGGGGUCACUGGGGAAAAUACAUCCUGGUGAUCUGGGGGCCAGAGGUGCCUGCAAGAUGGAUGGGCUAGGAAGAGGGCUUCUCCACUAGCCCCGUUCGAGGCUCGGAGCAGCAGGUCCACUUUCUAGAGAGGCAGAUCUUUCUAGCGUGGUCCACACACUGUAUGAGCAGCUCCGGGAGGAACUGAGUCCCCUGGCUCUGGGGAAAUCUCAGAAAAGGCUGGAUGGUGUUUGUGGACCAGUGUGCAUCAUCUCCCACCUCCCAUUUUACCUAUAAACCUGGUCAUUCUCCAGGUGGCUCUUCAGACUCUGCUGCUCAGCAAGUGUUUGGGGGUUUGUCUGAGUGGGCCCACGAUUUUCUAAGCUGAGGACCUUGGCCCCAGCCUCCGUGGAAAUGCUGGAUGCUUGUCAACUGGACAGAAGCAAGCUCGCUUCCCAGUGACGGGAAGUGCUGGUGGCAUUCAGUGAGCCUCACGUGGAUAACUUGACCUACCCCAAAUGCCCACCUGUCUCCUGCCCUGAGAGACACAGGGUCUCCAAGCAGGCUUGGGCCUGAGAACUCCACCGCAGGGCCCCCUGAGCUGAGCCAGGGGCAUUUCCUGGGUCCCCCGCUUCCUCAGCCUGUGAGGCCGGACCCUUAGGAGGUCUGGUGGACGUUUUGUAAUUUUUGCUUCCAAUCUG
Molecule: messenger RNA, 2876 nt
Organism: Echinops telfairi (small Madagascar hedgehog)
Lineage: Eukaryota; Metazoa; Chordata; Mammalia; Afrosoricida; Tenrecidae
Gene: ATCAY
Product: ATCAY kinesin light chain interacting caytaxin
Exons: 13
Coding region: 130-1389 (419 amino acids)
Biological process (GO): apoptotic process
Cellular component (GO): cytoplasm
Source: RefSeq, a predicted model, not a curated record